Molecule: messenger RNA, 2334 nt
Organism: Beta vulgaris subsp. vulgaris (sugar beet)
Lineage: Eukaryota; Viridiplantae; Streptophyta; Magnoliopsida; Caryophyllales; Amaranthaceae
Exons: 5
Coding region: 106-1686 (526 amino acids)
Biological process (GO): regulation of DNA damage checkpoint
Cellular component (GO): nucleus
Molecular function (GO): DNA binding; protein binding
Source: RefSeq, a predicted model, not a curated record
UAUAACCCCCCACAAAGAAACCGCCCAAAUCCCAGAGAAAAGCCCUAAAAAUCCUUUUCUCGCACAAACUCAAACCCUUUUUUUUUUCUCUCUUCGUCGGCGACAAUGGCGUCUGAGCAAAUGACGGAGUACGAACGUAAGAGACUUGAGAAUAUCAAGCGCAACAGUGAAAUGAUGUCUUCUCUCAAAAUUCACUCUCAUAUUUCCGACCUCUCUUCCUCCACCAAACGCAUCAGAGAGGAGAAGUCAUACAAGCAGAGCUCAGAGAAGAAGAAACCCAAGCCUGAAGAGCCAAUUGUGAUUCGGCGUUCCCUUCGUUCUCAAGGACUGCCUCCUGAUUCCUCUGGCCUACCUCAAGACUUCAAUGAGUUGCAUAAUAAGCUCUCUAAAUCGAAUUCUAUAGAAUUGACCUCGUCGCCUGAAAGACAUUCUUGGCCUCUGGAGGAUCUUAGUUUGGAACAAACCUAUAUGGGGGAAGGUUCACACCUGGCACUCUUAGAAAAACUUGCUAGGCUUACAAGAAAGACAGAAUCAGAUGUUGAGAAUACUACCAUAAAGUCUGAAAGUGUAAAGUUGGAAGAACCUAUCGAUCCAUGCUUGUUGAAGUUGGAAUAUGACAACGUAGCAUGUAUUGUGCCUGAUGGUCAUAUAAACUCUCCCACAAAGUUCGAAAGAGUAAAAUUAGAAAAGCCUAUUGAUCCACGCUCGUUGAAAUUGGAAUAUGACAAUGUAGCACGUCUUAUGCAUGGGAGGAUUUUUUCUGUUCGGUUCUUUCCUACAACAGAGAUGACGAUGGUUGUUGCAGGGAAUAAAUAUGGUCAUUUGGCAUUUUGGGAUGUUAAACCACUAAGCGGGGAGGAGGAAGAUGUGAUCCAUCUUUAUCAGCCACAUUCUGCUCCUAUUUCUGGAAUUUCUGUGCAUCCUUUUGCCCUAUCAAAGGUGUACUCUAGCUGCUAUGAUGGGAUUCUGCGGAUGAUAGACAUUGAGAGGGAGAAGUUUGAACUUCUAUGCACGAGCACAUCUGGGUCUUCUUUCUUUUCUCUUGCCCAACAGCCAAAUGUUGUGAACUCUCUAUAUUUUGGUGACGGUUCUGGAGGUCUGACAAUGUUUGAUCAAAGAAUGGGGGAUAUCUCAGAAACUUGGGCUUUACAUGAGGGAAGGAUAAAUUCCAUUGACUUUAACCCAGCAAACACCAACAUUAUGACAACUAGUUCUACAGAUGGUUUUGCCUGCGUAUGGGACCUUAGAAACAUGAAUGUUAAAGUAAAUGGUAGUAAUCCUCAAUGCAGAGCUCUGUCUAGUGUCAAGCAUUCACGAGCUGUGAAUUCCUCUUACUUCUCUCCAUCUGGUAGUUGCCUGGCGACAACAAGUUUGGAUGACAAUAUUGGUGUGCUUUGCGGUGCUAACUUUGAGGACAGUUUCAUGGUCCCCCAUGAUAAUCGGACAAAUAGAUGGAUCUCUUCUUUCAGAGGUGUAUGGGGUUGGGAUGAUACCCAUAUUUAUAUUGGACACAUGAAGAGAAGAGUUGAUGUGGUGUCAGUGACGAAGAAAAAGAGGGUACGUACAUUAGAAAGCCCUCAUAUGACUGCCAUUCCGUGUCGGUACGAUGCUCAUCCUUACAAUGUUGGGAUGCUGGCUGGUGCUACAAGUGGCGGUCAGGUCUACAUAUGGACAGUAUCUUCAUGAUGAACAAUGAUCUUGCUGCUCUAGCAUUGUUUGUAUAUGUGUGUAUCUUGGUUGUGAGUUGUGAAUUGUGCGUGUGUUGUGACGACAUGCACAAUGUCUGGUAAAUGUUAACAAUUAAUGGUGGAUAUUUUAUUAUUUUCUUCAAUUUAAGGAAGGAAAUGGAGUAAUGGACAGUCUUGUUUAUCUAUCUAGAAGAAUAUGUAAAGAAAUGUUAGUAGUAAUUUCACUAAGCAGCACUAUAAAGCGGGACAUUCUGUUGAAGGCUGCUUGGCUAUCAUGCUCUUCAUGUACUUGGAAAUAGAUGCAUAAUCGAUUGUCUCCAGAAUCCCUUGAGUUUGGUGCACUAUAAAGUAUUUCUCGAGCAAAAGAAGCCAUAAUGAAUCAAUGAGGAGUUUAAAGAUAGCUUUAGUGCCUUGGUACAUAGUGGACAUUACUAUUUACUGUCUGUAUUUACUAACUUUACGUUCUAAAAGAUAUAUGAAAUAUCAAAUACACUAUAACUUUGUUUCUUGGAUGUGAAGUCGGAUGUGUAACAAAUCCAUCUAAGUGGGUUGAUAGCAAUAAAGCACCAUAUAGACGCCGUUUAGUACUUGUGUAGUUUGAAAACAUACCUUAUCAGUUUAUGAUUUUCACUUUAUUAGUUUAUCA